This is a messenger RNA of Malassezia pachydermatis, 1566 nucleotides long. RefSeq names its product glutathione synthase. The coding region runs from base 1 to 1566 and encodes 521 amino acids. The transcript has a single exon. The record is from RefSeq and is a predicted model, not a curated record. Lineage: Eukaryota; Fungi; Basidiomycota; Malasseziomycetes; Malasseziales; Malasseziaceae. Gene Ontology annotation, molecular function: glutathione synthase activity; glutathione binding; ATP binding. Gene Ontology annotation, biological process: glutathione biosynthetic process. Gene Ontology annotation, cellular component: cytosol.
AUGUCGAAUAUUUCAGCCCUUCCUAAAUGGCCUCCGCAGGUUCUGUUGGAGGCCGGUCGUAACAUCUUUGUGACGCGAGACGCUCGUGAUUAUGCAUUGGGCCAUGGCAUAGUGUACCGAGCCCUUCCUACAGAAGAAGGUGGCCUUCCUCCGCAGGAUACUACCAUCCAUGCCCCAACGACAAUUGUACCAACACCCUUUCCCCGUGUCCUGUUCGAAAAAGCACAAAAAAUCCAGCCAUUAUUCAACAGGCUCUAUGCCAAAGUGGCGAUGGACGACGAAUUCCUUGCGUCUGUGAUGAAGGAUUCGGUGAUCAAGGUGGAUGAUUUCCAGCGUCGUUUGUUCGAUAUUUGGCGCACUGUCAAGGAAGAAGGCCUAUCCCAGCCUAUGCACCUGGGUCUGUUCCGAAGCGACUACCUUAUGCAUGAAGAGGCAGAUGGAUACCUUGACAUCCGUCAGGUGGAGUUCAACACGAUUUCUUCGUCGUUUGGCGCAUUGUCUUCGCGGGUGUCACAGAUGCAUCAUCACCUUUUGCAGAUUGGCGCCUACUCAGCCGGGCAUCCAUGCCUUUUGGCUGAGAAUAUGCCUAAGAAUGAGGCCCUUGACACACUGGCUGCCGGGUUGGCUGAUGGUCAUCGGUACUACGUCGAGCAGGCCAGCAAGGCCGGUCGCAAAGUGCAGCCUGCGAUUUUGUUCAUUGUGCAACCAGAGGAGCGCAAUACAUUUGACCAGCGUGCCAUUGAGCAUGUUCUGUCCGAGAAGUACAAUAUUCCUGUUCUGCGCGCCCCCUUGGACCACCUCUCGACCCAGGCCUCCUUGCACGGCAAUGACCGUGUGCUAGUGAUGCACUCACCCCUUUCUUUGACUCCUACUGAAAUUUCUGUGGUGUACUUCCGAGCUGGCUAUAGCCCCACUGACUACCACAACGAAACUGAAUGGGAUGUCCGUCUGAUGUUGGAACGCAGUUAUGCAAUCAAGUGCCCUACCAUUGCCUUGCAGCUGGCUGGCGCGAAAAAGGUGCAACAGGUCCUGGCUGAGCCGGAUGUGCUGGAACGGUUCAUGGGUAGUAAUGCACAUGAUAUUCGCUUUACUUUCUCGCAACUAUGGCCUUUAGAUGACUCGCCUCUGGGAAGAGAGGCUAUGUCAUUGGUUCAUGAGGAUCCGACGAAGUACGUCAUGAAACCCCAGCGCGAAGGUGGAAGCAAUAACAUUUACAAGGAAGAUAUCUUACCUGCGCUAGAGGCCAUGGAGAAAAGGGAUAAGGACCGUGCCGAUCGUGGUGAAGAUGCCUCUGUGAAAGAGCGGGAGGGCUAUAUUCUAAUGAGCCUAAUUCAUACGCCGAAAGAUCGGGGCUCGAUGAUGCUCCGCGCUGGACAUGGCGAUGUUGCUGAGCAUGUAUCCGAUACGGUAAGCGAGCUCGGCAUCUACGGCACAGCGCUCUUUGGCCCAGAUGCAGAAGAAUCGUUCCGUGAUGGCGGUUUCUUGCUCCGAACGAAAGCGAGCGCAAGCAACGAAGGCGGCGUAGCUGUUGGGUUUAGUGUGAUUGACACACCUGUGCUUGUAUGA